Molecule: messenger RNA, 552 nt
Organism: Closterium sp. NIES-65
Lineage: Eukaryota; Viridiplantae; Streptophyta; Zygnematophyceae; Desmidiales; Closteriaceae
Source: the annotation of a GenBank genome assembly
AUGCCCUAUGAGCCCCUUCCCUCACUCUUCCCGAUCACUCUCGAGGAGGCGGAGGAGGAGGAGGAGGUGGUCGCACCUCCUACUAUGCCCUAUGUCCCUACCUCGGUCCCCACCCCUCCUCCGCCUUCAGUCUACCCGCCUUCUUCCUCCUCACCCCCCUUGGCUUCCCCUAGUCCUCCUGGUAUUCCAUCUCCCCUUCCACCCUCCAUCCCUCCUGCACCUGCUCCGCCCUCCUCUUCGUCUUCCAUGGCGCCGCCCGUUGGUGGGGGGGGGAUGGAGGUGCCACCGUCUGUGGAGAUCACCGACGGGCAGCGCCUUGAGACUGAGCAGCUGCAGGACGAGAGCAGUAUGGAUGGAGUACAGCAGACAGGGGAGCAGCAGAUUGGGGAGCAGCAGAUAGGGGAGCAGCAGAGUGGGGAGCAGCAGAUAGGGGAGGAGCGGAUUGAGGAGCAGCAGAUGGUGGACCAGCAGCUAGGGGAGCAGCAGACAGGGGAGCCGCAGACAGGGGAGCAGGAGAUGUGGGGAAUUAGAGAUGGUGGUCGUGUUGGUUGA